AUGAGGGCUGUGGCAGUCACCCUCUGGGCCGUGGCUGCGUUAAUGGAAGUCCAUCAGAGCACCCCCUCCUCCUCAGAAAUCCAUACCAUUAUUGUCAACCUCUCCUCCAAAAACAUAUCCUCUGUUCCCAGAAACCUACCUCCAUGCACCGAAGCCCUGGACCUCUCCCAGAACAACAUACACAAACUUGGCCAUGAGGAUUUCCAAGUCACAACUCACCUGAGAUUCCUCAACUUGUCUUGGAAUGUCUUGGAGGAUAUCGAUCCGGAGACGUUUCAUCCCACUCCGCUCCUGGAGAGUCUGGACCUCUCACACAACCAGCUCCAGAACUUAUCUGAUCAACGGUACUUGCUGUUAGCGCUAAACCUCAGAGACCUAGAUCUGACCUUUAACAUGUUCCACACCAUGACCCUGGGGGUGGAGUUUCACAGCCUGACGAAGCUGGAGAGACUGGGGCUCGGAGCAAAAAUCAUCAGGGUGGAGGAUUUCAUCAACAUCCCUGACGUACACCUGCAAACUUUGACCCUUCGUCUGGAGAAUCUCACAGCCUAUGAGAGCGGCAGCCUGAGUGACGUCCAGGCGGAGAAGGUCAGCAUCGGCCUGACGAACAAACCCACCGAUCGAAAUCUGAUCGCAGACGCCCUGUUGAUGUUCAACGAGGUUGAGCUGAUGGGUAUGAACAUCAGUGGCUACCCCAGUUACCUGGUGGAACUUGUGAAGGAGAGAAGGGCAGUCAACACCACACAUCUUUACCUGACAAAUAUGGCCAUCACCUGGAAGCACCUGACAAACACCAUAAACGCUGUGUUCGAAUCCCCCAUCAUCCACCUGAGCACUUCAGACGUGGCCAUCCACAUUCCACCUUUGAGUGACACCCCAGGAAGAAACACGUCCCACACUAAAUCCUUCUCUGCCAGGCGAGCGGAGGUGGUUAGCUUUUUCUUCUCCCUGGAAGUCCUCUGUAACUUCUUCAUAAACAUGCCGGUGGAGCGCCUGGCGAUGACUGAGACAUCCAUCAUACACAUGACCUGCCCCAAGUCGCCCAGCGGGAUACUGCAGCUAGACUUCUCAGAUUGUGCCUUGACUGAUACGGUCUUCUCCAGAGUAGAACAGCAAAUCAUUGUAGAGUGUACAACCCUGAAUAAAGUAAACACCCUGGUUCUGAGAGGGAACAACCUCAGGUGCCUUCAAACCCUGAGCAAGAGGGUCCAGAACAUGAUCUCUCUGCGUCACCUGGACCUCAGCCUCAACUCGUUGGUUUACAGCGGCCAGGAAUGCCACUGGCCACCGAACAUUAUCCACCUGAACCUAUCUUCCAAUGGGCUGAGUGAGUCGGUAUUUAGCUGCCUGCCGAAUGGCACCGUCAGCCUGGACCUCCAGAACAACCAGAUCUUCACUGUACCAGAGACCCUGCUGGCCCUGGACUCCCUCCUGGCCCUGGACCUGAGUGCCAACCGGCUGAGGGACCUCCCGGUGUGCGCUGGAUUCCCACACCUUAAGUAUCUCCUUCUCAGGGAAAACUCCCUCCAUGCCCCAUCUGUGAGCGUUUUGGAGACUUGCCCUGUUCUACAGGCUCUAGAUGCUAGCCGAAACCCCUUCACCUGUACGUGUGGCCUGAGGGGCUUCAGGGAUCUGGGUGCUGGGACUGGCCUGGGCAGCGGACACCCUGCAAUCCAACUUCUCCACUGGCCAGGAGCCUAUCGCUGCAGCUAUCCCGAAGCCUGGAGGAACUCCACACUGGAGGGCUUCCAGAUCCCUGAGAUCUCUUGCAAUGUCGGCCUGCUGGCAACGGCCAUCUUGUGCCCGGCAGUGGCUGUUAUCAUUGUUAUGGUGACUCUGUGCCACCACCUGGACGUUCCGUGGUACCUGGGCAUGAUCUGGCAGUGGACCCGGGCAAAGCACCGUGCCAGGACCCAGCAGGUCCGGCCAGAGGAAAUGGAGGGGGUUGUGUUCCACGCCUUUGUGUCCUACAGCCAGCAUGAUGCAGACUGGGUCAAGGGCCAGCUCUUGCCUAAUCUGGAAGGCUCCGGCGGGGGCCUCCACAUCUGCCGCCAUGAGAGGGACUUCGUCCCGGGGAAGACGAUCGUGGAGAACAUCAUCCAAUGCGUGGAGAGGAGCCGGCGCUGUGUGUUCGUCCUCUCUCGCCACUUCGUCCGGAGCGAGUGGUGCCACUAUGAGCUGUACUUUGCCAGCCACCAGCGGUUGACCCGAGGGUCUGACAGUGUGAUCCUGGUGCUCCUGGAGCCUCUGCCUCAGUACAUGAUCCCCUCCAAGUACUAUCAGCUAAAGGCCAUGAUGGGCAGACACACCUAUCUGGAGUGGCCCCAGGACAGGGGCAAGCACAGGCUGUUCUGGGCCAAUCUCAGGGCUGCACUGCAGGCUGACCUGCCCACUGCACCUGUACGAGACGACAUGGAUGAGUGAGAGGGAGAGAGAAAAUAAGAUAAAUUGGGGAAGAAAAAUAUUUAUAUAUUUUUUUAAUGUUAUCUAGAAAUAUCAAAAAUACGCUCAGAUUUGUCAACUUUCCAACAAUCUCACAAUUAUUUAGAACCUCUUUUUUUAUAUACACUUCAUAAAAUGCUGCCUGAUGACUCAAAAGUAAUUAUUCCGCUGCUCUAUCGUUCGCUACAGUCGUUUGUGGCGACGUCAAAAUGAGGGGUGUUGUACAAAACUGAGUCAUCAGCGAUUGGAUCGUCUCUAACCAAUCUGAGUAUCAAAGCCAAUGACAAAUUUUCAAAUGCCGCUUUACACACGUGUGUUCUGGCUCUGGCCCAACCCAUUGGUUUUUGGGACCAAUCCAUUCCAGAAAUCAUUGUGGAGGUACUCAAACCAGUCUCAUUGUGGAGAAUAAAAUAAUGUCCGUGGACGUGCCAUAGCGUUUGGCCGGAGCAAAGAGGUUGGGUAGCCAGGCAACACAAAAUUAUCCAAAAAGGAAAAAUAAACAAAAAGUAUCAAGACAGCCAAUGGCAGACAGAGAGCAAAUACCACAGACACAGUAGACCAAUCCCUGUUAAGUAUCCCCAGAAACAGAAUCCUUCCCAAGUACAGAACCUUCUCAUGUUAGCAAGAACAUCCUUUGAAAGUCAUUAUCUAAUUUUAAGGCAAGUAGUACAACAAGGGGGAAAAGUACAGAAGAUUUUACGCUCAUGAGUAACGUUAGCACAACAGAUAAACCCUAGAAAGAGGGAAACAAGUAAUUUAUCUCUUUCUAAUUAUUGUUAUUUGGUCAUAGAGGGGUCAGGAGUUCAAUUGUCAGGUCUGAUGGAAGACGACGAUGGUCUUCUGGGCACACAAGCGGCACAGCGAACAGGGUUUCACUGUGGACAAUAGACCCAUGAGCCAAAUGUCAGAUGUCCAAGUGUCAAAGUUGAAGGGGUCAGAGGUCAGGGCAGGGACUGGAUGAUGAUGAUCUUCUCAUUGAUACAGAAGCGGUGGAGGACAGUAUACAGGUUCUCCGUGCAGAGUGACACCUGUCUCUCCAUGGCCAGACGGAAGUCCUCCUUCACCCCCUUAGUGAUGCCACGCGUCACUGUAUGGUGCCUACAGGGCAGAGGAACAGAGACAAAGAAACCCUUUCUAACGUUUUCUUCACAUUAAUCAUUUUAGAAAUCAGACACUGUUUAUUUUUGUCCAAACCUCUAUAGCAACAGGUGAGAAAACACAAAUGUAUCAAUGAGAAAACUGUGAGAAAACACAAAAUGUAUCAGUGAUAAAAAAUUAAAUUACACAACAUCAAGGAAACAACUUUUCCUCACAUACAGUCUUCAUAGUUUUGAAAUUGAAUGAGAGUAUCAGGUAUCUACCAAGAAGGUAAAAUUUUGACGGGAAGAUUCAACAACGUCAAAAACAAUAACACAUAGUCAAAUAUGAAUGUUCACAAAUGCAAUGACAACUAGAGAUACAUUUAAAAAAAAUCAAAAUAGACUUCAAAAACAUCAGUAACAACCACAUAAACGGAUGCAGUGGGUCAAACGCUUUCGUGAAAAUAAAACACAACAAGGACUCGAUGAAAACGGCAGACAGAAAAUUUAAAUGAGGUUUGGGGCUGAGGGAUGGAGAGAGUGUUUGGUGUAGGGGUGGUGGGCAGGGGUGCCUGUCGGUCGCCUGCACCCCAGGUAGCAGCAGGGUGUUUAACUCCCCACCCCGAGCGGGACUAGGGUUCCUGAAGACAGUAAACACCAACAUUUAUCAACUCACGCUCUGGGUUAAAAGUUAGGAUCAGCUUACCCUCUAAAGAUCUUUACCUUUAACAUUAAGAGGAAGAGCAAAAAACUGAUCAUAGAUCAGUAUCUAGAGGCAACCUCAUCCUACUCCUCAACUCCCACUGAGAGUGGGUGUAGUCAAGAAUCUCAAACAAGUUUUUUAAAUAUUGGAUAGUCGGCGCGUUGUACUGCUAACCCUUAUUCAACAUAAUGCUUCACAGCUGAGCUGCUAUUCGCUACCUGUAUGUGAACAUGACUGUGUACAAUAUAUAUAAACAUAUGCCAGUGGGAGGUGCUUACUUGAUCGUGCUUCUACACCUGCAUUGCUUGCUGUUUGGGGUUUUAGGCUGGGUUUCUGUACAGCACUUUGAGAUAUCAGCUGAUGUACGAAGGGCUAUAUAAAUAAAUUGAUUUGAUUUGAUUUGAUUAGCCUUCCCUUAUUGUGCAGUAGCUGGACACGCCCGCCUCUGUAGUGGCAGGUCUGCAAACUCCUCCAGCAUAUCAAUAUUUGCAGGAACAAACAAGUUAAAGGGAACAAACAGAGAGAGAGAGAGAGAAAGAAAGAAAAAGAAGAGAGCUAAAAUUACGCAAGAUUUUAGUUCUGGGUUAUCAAGAUUAUUUUAGAUAUACUGUAUGAGAAGGAUACUGGUGACGUAGUUGAAAAAGUUAUCAUACUGGAAGUUUCCCUGCUGACAGAUCUUAUCAAUCACUCUCAGGAACAGCGACUCUCCCUGAAAAUGAUGAAAGUGUUUUUGUUAAGAUCGGGAUGUGAUUUGAGAACCUAUAAGAGAUAAGAGUUUUUUUAAAUAACUUUGCACAGUGAGUAGUCACCGCCCUGAGUGAGGUCAGAGAGUAUCAGCCUGCCGGAACCGCCCCUUUCCUGCAAACUGUAUAAAUGAUGGGUUAAGAAAUUAACAUACCAGACCAGAAAGACGUGCAGCUGCACGUUUAAAGUGGUUUGAACUUUGAAUCUCAACACGAGGUAGAGACGAUAAACUCCCCUCCCAGACAAUCACUGGUACGGCUUGAUUAGCUGUCCUAAGUAAAGUAUAUUCGAAAGUGAAUUUACGUAGGACCAUUCUGUCACUCUGCUCAAACCAUCGUAUUAUGCUAUUCUCAUCACCCCACUGGGAAACCAUCGACACGGCUGGCUAGUUUAUCUUCAAAGAAGCAUCUUCAAGAGUGAAUGGGAGGAAAGUCAACUCUGUAGUUCUGUUCAGGACUACACAACAAGUCACCGGGUACCGGACAACUACAAAGAAGGACAACAGUAAAAGACUUCAGAGCCUUACAAGCGUGCCGCCAAAAGGCCCAACUCCCUUUCCAAGGCUGCCUUCUUCACAAGAGAGAUCCCUGGCGAACCCAGGCAUUUCACGUAAAUACAUUCAUGAUUUCUAGACAUUCAUGCAAAGUAUAUGGUUACUGUAGGUCCCUCUCUCUCCCUCUCCAUCUCUUCUUUAACAAGCAGCUAUGUUGUAGUCAUUCCGCUAGGGACCUGUUUUUAGCGUAUUAAGUCCUCAGUCAAUAACCGAUGCAAAGUGUGUAUGUUUAUCCUGUUUAGCUAGUAAUAAAUGA
Molecule: messenger RNA, 5777 nt
Organism: Salvelinus namaycush (lake trout)
Lineage: Eukaryota; Metazoa; Chordata; Actinopteri; Salmoniformes; Salmonidae
Product: toll-like receptor 6
Exons: 1
Coding region: 1-2424 (807 amino acids)
Biological process (GO): immune response; toll-like receptor signaling pathway; inflammatory response
Cellular component (GO): membrane
Molecular function (GO): protein binding; transmembrane signaling receptor activity
Source: RefSeq, a predicted model, not a curated record